Molecule: messenger RNA, 1452 nt
Organism: Centropristis striata (black sea bass)
Lineage: Eukaryota; Metazoa; Chordata; Actinopteri; Perciformes; Serranidae
Gene: nsmce4a
Product: NSE4 homolog A, SMC5-SMC6 complex component
Exons: 11
Coding region: 164-1210 (348 amino acids)
Biological process (GO): DNA repair
Cellular component (GO): nucleus; Smc5-Smc6 complex
Source: RefSeq, a predicted model, not a curated record
AACACAACUGAUUUUGCUAGCUAAUAUGGGCUAAUGUUUGCUGGGACCAAAGAUGAACUGAAACUAACUGAAUCAAGAUAGUGAACUGUUCGGGACUUCCGUGUUUGCAUUGGCCGCCGUUCCGGCCAAAAUUGACUUCUGCCCGUCCUGUAACUGACUAGUAAUGGAUAAGAGAAGAGGCGGUAAUGAUGAUGAAUCUCCGCGGCAGAAUGGCGCUCCUGCCGUCCGAAGAAAAGGAGACCAACAGCAAAGUGACGGAGGCGACGGGGGCCUCGGCCCAGCUGACCUGCACGACGAGGACAAUGACCCGGGACUCAGAAGAGAGAUACGGAGCAAGUACAGAGACCUCAUCAACUCAGUGCAACAGAAUAGGGAAGAUAUGCUGAGUCCCUCCAACAACAGGCUGACAGAAGUUUUAGAAGAGGCAAACAAACUUUUUAAAGAUGUCCGGCAGGCAAGAGAAGCAGCUCUGGAUGCCCAGCUCCUUGUAGUGGCCACAGACCUGGGAAAGGAGAAAGCGAGCCAACUUUUUGCUGAGGGCACUGCUUUCGAUCCCAGUGCUUUUGCUGAGCAUCUUCUGUCCUUCAUGGGUCUCAACCGACUAGAAGAUGGGGAGGACGAGCAGCAGAACGGAGCUGAUGGCUACCUGCCGCAGGAUGCUUGGCACAGAGUGGCCAGGAGAGCAGAGUGCUGCUUCAGGACAGCACCUUCCUUCCAUUACAUGAUGGGAUCGUUCCAUGCAGAGCCGCCUCCACCAAAGCAAAGGAUAGAACGGCAAAGGAAAGCACCUGGCAAAGAAGCCAAAAGGAUAAUGCCUACUCAGCUAAAGAAAAUGGAAGGCUCCCAUCAAGAGGCGACAGAGAAAGAGGUGGAAAGGAUCCUGGGAUACCUGAAAAGUUAUUACCAAGAUGAUCCAACAUCACCGAUAUCUUAUUACGAGUUUGUCAUCAACCCGGACUCAUUUUCCCGGACUGUAGAAAACAUUUUCCACACGUCUUUUCUCGUCAGGGAUGGGUUGGCAAGGAUGUAUCUGGAUGAUGACAAGUUGCCCUGUAUAGCCCCUGUAGAGGAAGGAGAGGUGGAAGCUGGAGGAACACAAAGUCGUAAACAGUGCAUCGUAUCUAUCAGCCCAAAGACGUGGAAGGAACUCAUAGAUGCCUUUGACAUCAGAGACACAAUGAUUCACCCUCCAAGCACGCAGAAUGAGUGACGGAUCCUGACACUCUAUCUUAGCAGAACCCGAACAUUGUUUUUAGUUGUGUAACUGUUAUUUUUUUGUAUUUGUAAAUAAUAAGACACAUUUUGAGAAACUUGCAAAUGCCAAAUUCCCCUGUAGGUCACUCUCAUAAGCCAUAUAAUAAUGACUUAAGAUCCUUUUUACUUAAUUGCAAAUUUUAUUUUAAUAUUUACUGUUUUUUAAAAGUUUGAAUAAUAAAAGAUAAAGAAGAGAAA